Ochotona princeps (American pika) is the source of this 938-nucleotide messenger RNA. Its product is annotated as glutathione S-transferase Yc-like. Gene Ontology annotation, cellular component: extracellular exosome; cytosol. Bases 14 to 679 code for a protein of 221 amino acids. Gene Ontology annotation, molecular function: glutathione transferase activity. The record is from RefSeq and is a predicted model, not a curated record. Gene Ontology annotation, biological process: glutathione metabolic process; xenobiotic metabolic process. The transcript has 7 exons. NCBI's taxonomy places the organism in Eukaryota, Metazoa, Chordata, Mammalia, Lagomorpha, Ochotonidae.
AGAGGCUGCUGUCAUGGCAGGGAAACCUGUCCUUUACUACUAUAAUGCCCGGGGCAGAAUGGAGUCCAUCCGGUGGCUCCUGGCUGCAGCUGGAGUAGAGUUUGAAGAGAAAUUCAUGAAAACUCGAGAAGAUCUGGAAAAGUUAAGAAAGGAUGGAGUAUUGAUGUUCCAGCAAGCACCCAUGGUUGAGAUUGACGGGAUGAAGCUGGUGCAGACCCGAGCUAUACUCAACUACAUUGCCAACAAACACAACCUCUACGGGAAAGACAUGAAGGAGAGAGCCCUGUAUGAAAUGUAUACAGGAGGCAUGGCUGAUUUGAAUGAAAUGAUUAUUCUUUACCCAUUUGGUUCACCUGGGGAAAAAGAUGCAAACCUUGCACAGAUCAAGGAAAAGGCCAAAACUCGCUACUUUCCUGCCUUUGAAAAGGUGUUGAAGAGCCACGGACAAGACUACCUGGUUGGCAACAGGCUGAGCAAGGCUGACAUUCUCCUGGUGGAGCUGCUCUAUAACGUGGAAGAAAUUGACCCCACCAUCAUCACCAGCUUCCCUCUGUUACAGAACCUCAAGACCAGAGUCAGCAGCCUCCCCACCGUGAAGAAGUUCCUGCAGCCUGGCAGCCAGAGGAAGCCUCCGGUGAGUGAGAAAAGUGUUGAAGAAGGAAAGAGGAUUUUCUUCUAAACAAAGCAGACCUGAACAUCAAGUAACUGGACACCAAUGUUCUGAAGUCUCUCAGAACUCAAUUCUGAUCCUGACCAACUUACAGCCAACACUCUUUUCUAAUUCAUAUAUAUUAUAGUGAGGCAAUACAACUUUUUUGAGCACACUUAUGAAAGAUGUAUUCAAUGUCAUUAUUCCUGGCAUGAAAUCAGAUUGGCAAUAUCUUUCUAAUCUAUUUUCUUGAAAUUAAGAAAGUAAAAAUAAAAGAAAGUCUUAGGUG